Molecule: messenger RNA, 1647 nt
Organism: Camelina sativa (false flax)
Lineage: Eukaryota; Viridiplantae; Streptophyta; Magnoliopsida; Brassicales; Brassicaceae
Source: RefSeq, a predicted model, not a curated record
AUGGGUUCUCAUGGUAAGAGUAAGAACAGACGAAUAAGAGACGAAUCCGAUGAUUCCUCCUUGGAAGAAAUAAAGGAGUACAUGGCCAAAAGAGCUCUGAAGAAGGCAGUAAGAGCAUCAAAGAAACUUAAGACGUGGUCAGUGUCAGGUUAUUCCAAUGAUUCAAACCCUUCUGGUGAUUCGAAUCUCACCGAGACAUUCGUGUGGCGGAAGAAGAUUGAAAAAGAUGUUUACCAUGGAGCAUCUCCGGAUGAAUUCUCUGUUAAAGCUGAGAGGAGAAGACGUAGGGGGAAUCUGGCAGAGGACGAAAAGGUUAAGAAUAGGAGAGAAGAGAGUGCAGUGGAGAAAGCUCGACAUGAGGAAGAUAUGGUAUUAUUGGCUAGAGAACGUGCUCGAGCUGAGUUUCAAGAUUGGAAGAAGAAAGAGGAAAAGUUCAAUUUCUAUCAGAGCAAGGUGAGGCCAGCGACUAGAUUAGAUCAAGGUCGAGCGAAGCCAAUCGACGUCCUCUACAAGUACGUGGAUGAUUCAGAUGAUGUGAAUAUCGAGCUUAGUGAACCUUACAUGGUUUUCAAGGGACUUGAUAUUAAAGAUAUGGAAGAGCUUCGUGAUGAUAUCAAAAUGUAUCUGGAUUGGGAUCGAAAAACUCCAACACGGGUACAGUAUUGGGAGGCUCUUAGCGUGAUAUGCGACUGGGAGUUAGCUGAAGCUCCUGAUGUGAGAGAACUUCUCGAUGGGAAGACUCACGCGGAGCUUGUACAACUGCAGUUUGACAUUGAAUCACAGCUGCGUUGUGGAGCAGCCAAAGUAGUAGAGUAUUGGGAAGCGGUUCUUGAACGUAUCAGUAUAUACAAGGCAAAGGCUUGCUUGAAGGAAAUAAACGCUGAGAUACUCAGGAAACAUAAACAUCGCCUCGAGAAACUUUCAGAUGUGGUGGAAGAAAAUGAGGAGGAGGUCAACGGCAUGAAUCUUUCAGAUGAUGAAGAAACAUCCUCACUAGAAGAGGCUGGUUCAUUUUCACCAGAGCUCAUUCACGGUGAUGAUAGUGAUCAAGAAGCAAUCGAUCCUGAUGAAGACAAAACCCUACUAGAAAGGGAACGGAUGGUUGUGUUGGAGGAACAGAGGAAGCGGCUUAGAGAAGCAAUGGACUCAAAUUCAUCACAAGUGGAAGAUAACUUGGAGCUUAAGGCAAUGAAAAGAAUGGGAGCAACGGAGGAAGGUGAUGUUGUAUUUGGCUCUAAUGCUGAAGUGAACCUUGAUUCCAAGGUAUACAAGUGGGAUGACAAGUACCGGCCAAGAAAACCCAAGUAUUUUAACCGAGUUCACACGGGUUACGAGUGGAAUAAGUAUAACCAAACACACUAUGAUCACAACCCGCCUCCAAAAUUUGUUCAAGGGUACAAGUUUAACAUCUUCUACCCGGAAUUAGUAGACAAGACUAAGGUUCCCACUUGUGUUAUAGAAAAAGAUGGGACAAGCUCUGAAACUUGUAUAAUCCGGUUCGAAGCUGGUUCGCCUUAUGAAGACAUUGCGUUCCGGGUCGUGAAUAAAGAAUGGGAUAAAUCUCACAAGAAAGGCUACAAAAACACGUUCGAGAAUGGGAUUCUGCAUUUGUACUUCAACUUUAAACGACAUCGGUACAGGCGUUAA